ACGAGGUAAUGAUGAAUCCAAUUCUGCUUGCUGCUAUUCCAAUUAUUUCUUAUUUCUUUCUACUACUUGCAAGAAUGAAGGUCAUCCCACAGAACGCAGUUCUGUUACCUUCACCUCCGAGACUUCCUAUCAUAGGUAAUCUCCACCAACUUGGCUCCAUUCUUCAUCGCUCACUCUACAAGCUUUCAAAGCAGCAUGGACCUUUGAUGCUCCUCCAUCUUGGUACUGUUCGAACGCUAGUGGUAUCAUGCCCAAAAAUUGCAGAAGAGGUGAUCAGAAACAAUGAUCUCGUAUUUGCCACUCGUCCCAAGAGCAAGGUAAUGGGUGCUUUGUCCUACAACAAGAAUGACAUAGCCUUCGCUCAAUAUGGAGAGAGUUGGAGACAAAUGAAAAAACUUGCCAAAACCCACCUUCUUAGCUCACAAAGAGUGAAGUCCAUGAGCUCCGAUCGAGCAGAAGAGGUGUCUCUUUUGCUUGAAAAAGUUGCUGAUGCAGCUUCGAGGGGUAAUGGAGUUAUAUGCCUCACAGAGAUAUUGAAUUCUUACGUAACCAACGUGAUCACUAGAGCGGUUUUAGGAUCUUGGGUAACUAAAGAGAAAAAGAAGCUUUUGUCCAAGCUAUCACACGAGUCUUCAGCUUUAUUUUAUGAAGUUUUCUUUGAAGAUUUUUUCCCGAAUUUAAAUUGGCUAGAUGUUCUGAGGGGAUCAGAUAGAAAGCUCAAGAAUUACAUGAAGAAUUGGGAUGCUCUUUUUGAGGAAAUUAUUAAGAACCAUGGUCGUGAGUCAAAGGAGGUAAACGGUAAGAACAACACUUAUUUCAUUGGUACGUUGCUUGAAUUGCAGAAUGAUUCGAGCUUGGGAUUUUUCCUCACAAACGAUCACAUCAGGGGUCUUACCUUGGAUAUGAUUAUUGCUGGAAUAGACACAACAUUCGCAACUCUGGAUUGGUGCAUGACAGAACUUGUUCGAAAUCCAGAAGUAAUGAAGAAGGUAAAGGACGAACUGAGAAAAGUGGCUCAUGGAGAAGAUAUGAUUAUUGAAGAAUUGUUGGGCCAACUAAGCUACUUGAAGGUUUUUAUAAAAGAAGUCAUUCGGCUGCAUCCAUCAUCCCCGUUAUUGCUUCCUCGAGAGUCAUUGGAAGAGUGUCAAAUACAAGGCUACAAUAUUCCUAAGCAAACCAGACUAGUCAUCAAUGCAUGGGCUUUUGGGAGAGAUAAAUCUUAUUGGGAAGCACCUGAACAAUUCAAACCAGAGAGAUUCUUUGAUAGUAAUGUGGACUAUAAAGGUAAAGAUUUUUACUUUAUUCCAUUUGGUGUUGGUCGUAGGAUUUGCCCUGGAAUGGAUUUUUCAAUGGUUGUUAUUGAGAUUGCUCUAGCAAAUCUUCUGCAUUGCUUUGAUUGGAGUCUGCCAAGAGGCAUCACUGUUGAAGAUAUGGACAUGAUUGAAUGUGGAGGAGUAAUUUCUUCAAGGAAACAGAAGCUGGAGUUAGUGCCAAUAGCUAGUAAGGUUAAUUAGAGCUACAUCAUGCCUUUUUUAAUGAGAUGUUAUGAUCGUCUCAUGCAUGUGAAAAAUGUUACUAUAUGUAAUAAAUUUGUGUGCUAAGUGCUUGAAACCACUACUAAUAACCUAUUCCUACUAUAUAUGAUUGUGGCAGAAGAAUUGCUUCAAGGACGAAUGACUAGAGUUAAUUAGAGCUACAUCAUUUCAUUUUAAAUGAGAUGAUACGAUCAUAUCAUGUAUUUGCACUGCAA
This is a messenger RNA of Dendrobium catenatum, 1750 nucleotides long. Its product is annotated as cytochrome P450 71A1-like. Gene Ontology annotation, molecular function: monooxygenase activity; oxidoreductase activity, acting on paired donors, with incorporation or reduction of molecular oxygen; heme binding. The record is from RefSeq and is a predicted model, not a curated record. The coding region runs from base 9 to 1514 and encodes 501 amino acids. NCBI's taxonomy places the organism in Eukaryota, Viridiplantae, Streptophyta, Magnoliopsida, Asparagales, Orchidaceae. The transcript has 2 exons.